GAUCAGUAGUAAGUACAAAAGCGCGUUUCGAAAUUUGUUAGCAUUUGCAAUGGCAUUUCUUGUGUCCAGGACCACGCGUCUUCAUCGUGUCUUUCGUUUAGGGUCAUGCGUGAGAAUACAGCAGAUGCAGACUGUGUGUGCAAAUGAAAGAAGGAAUGCCAGCACAUCUGAAGAAGACAGAAGAAUACCCAAGAUAUACACAAAGACUGGAGAUAAAGGUUUUUCCAGUACUUUCACAGGUGAGAGGAGACCAAAGGAGGAUCUUAUAUUUGAUGCUUUGGGAACAACAGAUGAAUUAUCAUCUGCAAUCGGGUUAGCAAGAGAAUUUUGCAUCAACAAAGGUCAUACGUUCAUAGAUCAGCUGGAGAAGAUCCAGUGUGUACUACAAGAUGUGGGAUCAAAUAUUGCCACUCCCCUGUCAUCUGCAAGAGACAGUCAGAUAAAGAAGACAAAGUUCAGCUCCCAACCUGUGAUUGAACUGGAGAGGUGGAUUGAUUCCUUCACAGAGCAGCUGCCUCCACUUACAAACUUCAUACUACCUUCAGGAGGAAAAAGCAGUGCAGCUUUACAUGUGGCCAGAGCAGUGUGUCGUCGGGCAGAACGCUGUGUCGCCCCUAUUGUCCGAUCAGGUGAAGCAGACCCUGAAGUUGCCAAAUAUCUGAACAGGUUGAGUGACUACCUGUUCACAUUGGCCAGAUAUGCCGUAAUGAAAGAAGGCAAUGCAGAAACAGUCUACAAAAGACCUGAAUAGUCCAGAGUGAAAUAUUUCUCUCUCUCAUCUAAUAUUUGAGCCAUUGUCUUCUCUUUUGUUUUUUUUUUGUUUUUUUUUUUUUUUACAAAA
Molecule: messenger RNA, 841 nt
Organism: Myxocyprinus asiaticus (Chinese sucker)
Lineage: Eukaryota; Metazoa; Chordata; Actinopteri; Cypriniformes; Catostomidae
Gene: mmab
Product: metabolism of cobalamin associated B
Exons: 9
Coding region: 50-751 (233 amino acids)
Molecular function (GO): corrinoid adenosyltransferase activity
Source: RefSeq, a predicted model, not a curated record